This is a messenger RNA of Cladocopium goreaui, 1265 nucleotides long. Lineage: Eukaryota; Dinophyceae; Suessiales; Symbiodiniaceae. The record is from the annotation of a GenBank genome assembly.
GCUGGCCAUCCAACCGCCAGUGCCGGUUGAUCACCGCCAUGGCGUUGGGUUUGCAGUUUCCUGCUGUGGUUCCGAUGGAAGGAGCCUUCCAAGUUUUACCUCGCAACUGCGCCACGUGCCUCGGAAAGUUCGAUGCCUUGCAUUUGGGCCAUGCCUCUCUGGUGCGUUGCGCAGAGGAGAUGAAUCUGGAGCCUUGGAUGGUGUCCUUCAGUGGUAUGGCGAAAGUCUUUGGAUGGCCGGAGCGCAGUCCUUUGAUCGCGCCGGAGCAUCGCCAGGAGGUCUUGGCGUCCUUGGGUAAGUCCGGGGCCAAGGAACGAGUCCUACCCUUCGCGGAGGUCCGUGGCCUUUCACCCAAGGAUUUCGUGGACUUUUUGGUGGAUGUGUUGGGUGCUGAAGGCGCCGUGUGCGGUGAAAACUUCCGCUUUGGGUUUAAAGCGGCGGGCGAUGCGGCCAUGUUGAAGGAGCUGGGAAGGACUCGAGGAAUUCCUGUCACCAUCGCGCCAUUGUGUUGCGACCAGGGGCGCACGAUCAGUUCAAGUAGGCUGCGCGAGAUGUUAAAAGCUGGCCAGAUGGAGGAGGCUGCCACAAUCUUAGGUCGUCCUCAUCGUGUCCUGUGGCGCUCCCGAAAGGACGCGAAGGACGGCAUCGACAGCAUCGACAGCAUCGACAGCAUCCAGCUGUUGGAGCCCGCGAAUCAAAUCCCAGGGGAUGGCAGCUACAAGGUGUCUGUGCUGCAGAAAGGUCACGCCUCACCCGCAAAGCUGAAGAUUUCUGAAGGAGCCGCGUUCUUGUCAAAACUGCCUGGUACAGAACUUGGUGCAGACAUCCUCUUUGACGAGGGCUUGGCUGCGCAACAACAAUUGCCCCGAUAGAGCGGAGCAGAAGCAUCGAGGUCCGACAUUCCGACAUGUUUGACGUUGACUCCAUGGUGCAGCUGGUGCCUUCGCGCAGUUUAUGGUGGCCAUUGGUGGUGAUUGGUGGCCCCUUUUGGUGCAAAAGGUUGGGUAAUGAUGGAGAUGGAAACCGGAGAUCUUUGCAACAAAGUUAUGGACGGCACAGACCUCAGCUGCAAGCGGAGAGUGCUGCCAGGGUGAUGUCACAGAACAUCACAUACAGAACCCAGUGAUAUUGGAGGAGGAAGAAGAAAAUGCGGACCACGAAUGGCCACGAUAGGUUUUUUCUUGUACAUCUUCAUGUCAUUUGGGCUUUUGGCCGUUCACACCUCGCUUAGGGUGACAGGGAUCUUCCUGCGUGAUAGAGUUCAG